Molecule: messenger RNA, 768 nt
Organism: Solanum stenotomum
Lineage: Eukaryota; Viridiplantae; Streptophyta; Magnoliopsida; Solanales; Solanaceae
Exons: 2
Coding region: 1-768 (255 amino acids)
Source: RefSeq, a predicted model, not a curated record
AUGUUUGGCUCUAUUACUGAUGUUCUUGAUACUAUUGUUGUUGAUUCUGAAUCUGUUGAAGAAAAAGCUAAGGCAACCGGAUAUCUUAAAGUUUGUCAAACAUUUGAGAUUGCUUUCAUAUUGCAUUUAAUGAGAGAUAUUUUAGCGAUCACAAAUGAGCUUAAUGAGUCUUUACAAAAGAAAGAACAAGAUAUUGCAAAUGCCAUUCUACUUGUUAAAGUGGUGAAGAAACGAUUGCAAGAUUUAAGGAAUGAAGGAUGGGAUUCACUUAUCGAGAAUGUGUCUGCAUUUUGUGUCAAAUCUCGACGUAAAGUUGCUGAGUAUACUAUUUCACAUCACUAUCGUGUGGAAGUAUUUUUUAAGAUUAUUGAUUGGCAGCUUCAAGAACUCAAUGAUCGUUUUAAUGAGGUUAGAACAGAUUUGCUUAUUGGAGUUGCUUGCUUAAAUCCAGUUGACUCAUUUUCUAGUUUUGACAUCAAGAACAUAUUGAGAAUGGCUGAAUUAUAUCCUGAUGAUUUUGGUGAAAAUGUAAUGGUUACUCUUAGGAAUCAGCUAGAGACUUAUAUAGUUGAUGUCUGUGAUGUUGAUAAAAGGUUCUCCAACUUAAAAGGGCUUGGCGAUCUUUCUGAAAUGCUAGUUAAGGUAAAGAAGCAUUUAAAUUAUCCUCUUGUGUUUCGCCUUAUAAAAUUUGCAUUGCUCCUGCCGGUUGCUACUGCUACAGUUGAAAGAGCUUUCUCGGCAAUGAAGUUGAUCAAGAGUGAAUUGUGA